UACGGGAGUCCGCCGCAGCCGGCAUAGGUUCAGUUAGCAGCAGUUCGCAGAGCGAGAAACAUCACGAUGGCUGAUAUUUCAAACGAAGAGCUACGCAAAGAGAUCACCGCUAUUCUUAAGGAUGCAGACCUAACAACUAUGUCUGCUAAGAAAAUAAGGCUACAAAUUGAAGGAAAAUUGGACAUAGAUCUUGCUGAGAGGAAAAAAGAAGUGGACAGUUUAGUCAUGGAGUGCUUACAAGAAAAGCAAGAUGGAGCUAAGAAGAAGAAGAAGAAGACGACUGCCAGCGAAGAAUCCGAGGAUGCUGAAGAAGAAGAGGAAGAGGGAUCUGAAGAAGAGGAGGAAGAAGAAGAAAAGAAACCGGCCAAAAGAGGUCCUGCAAAGAAAGCAGUAAAUAAACGUAAAAAAGCAUCUUCCGAUGACGAAGAAAGUGCAAGCGACGAUGAUGCUAGCGACGAAGAAUACAGUCCAAAGAAACCAAAAGCUACCCCAAAGAAGACAGGUAAACCUGGAAAGAAAGGGAAGAAGAAGGGUAGCGACAGCGACAGCGACGAAGAUUGGGGUAAAAAUAAGAAAGCGCAAAGUGGUACAGCAAAGAAAGGUGGCGGUGGUGGCGGUGGUGGUAAAGGUAAAGGUGGCUAUACUCGAGCCAUUACAUUGUCUCCAGAGCUUGCUGCUGUCGUUGGUGCCGAACAAAUGGCCCGACACGAAGUUGUAAAGAAGGUUUGGAGUAUCAUCAAAGAGAGGAAUCUUUAUGAUCCGAAGAACAAACAGUUCGCAAUUUGCGACGAUGAAUUAAUGAAAGUAAUUGGAGUAAAACGUUUCAGAACUUUCGGUAUGAUGAAGUACCUCAAAAGUCAUUUUGUAGAUUAAAUCAUCUAUGAACCAUGAUCUCUGACAAGUUAUAAACAUUGUAUAACAUAUUCCAAGGAUGCAAAAUGCAUCUCUCCAUCUUUCCACACGAUACAUAAAUACAUAGACAUAAAAACACAAACAUAUUUCUUGCGACUUAAGACGUUAGCCAUGUUUACACCAUUCCGAUGUACUCUGUUGUCCAUGGUAGCUGCUUUGUUUCGCUAAAUGUUCGCAGUGUAGUACUUUAAUUUAUGGGCAUUAUGAAAAGCGUGGCUCGUUAACAUUGUUAAAAGGCUGUCCAAACUGUGUACGCUGACGACUGGACCCAGAAAACAGUAGCAAAUCAAUCGACGCGACGUUGGGACGUUGAGAAAGAAAGGGCCGGUACCAUGGACGCUCGGACGAGUUCGAAAUGUGGCAAACAAUUAAAAUGGCCGAUAGUCAAUAAGCUGGUUUUAAGUCAAUGUAUUCAGAAUUAAGGUUCAAUCGUUUGCCUGAUGUUUCUUCUAAACAGCAGCAAGCCCCCAUUUUACUAGGUAUGAAAAUACAGUGUGCCGUUGUGGCAGGAAAGUCAAAGCAACGUAAAGAGGUCUUUGAAAUCAUUUUAAAAGUGACCUUUUUUUAUUUUUUACUGUUUAUUUUAUUAUGUGACAUUAAUUUAAAUGCUUUCAACGAUUGGAAAAAAUAUUAAUGAAGCUCUACUUGAUUUCUUUUUUUUAAUUUUAAAUCAUAAGCUGCCGCUCAAGUAUCACACAAUAUUUUCAUCCUCUUUUGACGUCGGUUAUUUUUCAACUAUGGAUGUAAUAGGGCAAAAUUGAUUUUGUUAACAAAAAGGAGAGAGAGAAUAUGAGGUAAAAUUAAUUUAAAAAAAAAAAGAAAGAAAAAAAUAAAUAAAGUACGGUAAAAAUAAAGAGAAAGACGAUACAAAAGAAAAAUCAACAUCCUGUACCUCUUCUGUAUAAUAGUUACAUUAUACACUGAAAUUAUUACUAAGUGAAAUUUAAUUGUAUUAUCGUGUAAUUACUAAUUAUUGUCGUAAUAUAGGUUUCUUGGUGUAAAAAAAAUUGACCUAACUUUUAAGACUUAAUGGUAAAAGAUGAAGUAAAUAAUGUAUUUCAGCGAAGGUACGAUGUAUGCAUAUUAAACAAAACAAAAAAAAGUCACAGUAUGUUCAGCACUGCGCAAUGUUGAAGAGUAGAAAAUAAGUUAGGUUCAUGGUGUGAGGUAAGGAAGUUACUUCUAUACCGGAUAUAUCCAUACCUCGAUGUAUGGAAUGAAUUUGUGUAUUUUGAAUAUAAAUUAAUACGAAUGCUGGCCUAAAUCAGUAAAAGCCACUACCAAGAAAAUGAAAUUGCUGACGUUCCACGAUAAGACUAAGGGAAACAUUACAACGCGGUUAACAAGAAUUGUGUGCACGGAAUGAUCAAGUAAAAUAAUAUUAAUUUCUUUUUUAAACAAAGAACAAAACAAAAAAUAUGCGAAUUGUCCUGAUAUUCCGUAAAUGUAUUUGAAAAUGUCAUUAAAAAAUAUUGCUUUCGUUUUUUUUUUAAA
Messenger RNA from Osmia bicornis bicornis, 2406 nucleotides. RefSeq names its product nucleolin 1 (gene Non2). The transcript has 5 exons. Gene Ontology annotation, cellular component: nucleus. Bases 67 to 873 code for a protein of 268 amino acids. NCBI's taxonomy places the organism in Eukaryota, Metazoa, Arthropoda, Insecta, Hymenoptera, Megachilidae. The record is from RefSeq and is a predicted model, not a curated record.